This is a messenger RNA of Hyphopichia burtonii NRRL Y-1933, 684 nucleotides long. RefSeq lists its product as uncharacterized. The record is from RefSeq and is a predicted model, not a curated record. Bases 1 to 684 code for a protein of 227 amino acids. The transcript has a single exon. Lineage: Eukaryota; Fungi; Ascomycota; Pichiomycetes; Serinales; Debaryomycetaceae.
AUGUCUUCUGAUUUAGACAGAAUAUUGGCCUCUGAAGUGCUGGCUCUUGCUAAAGAUAAGGAAAUCGAGAGAGUUCUCAAUUGUUGUGAACAGGAUCAUUUUGCUAUUUUUGAAUUGAAUCCAUUGAUUGAAUUAAAAUCCAUAGAUGUUAAUGUGAAAAAACUAUAUAGAAAGAAGACUCUUCUUUUACAUCCAGAUAAAACCCAAAAUAUACAAGCUCCUAAGGCUUUUGAUCGAUUGAAAAAAUCGGAAAUGAUCUUGUCCCAAGUCAUACCCGAAUCAAAUGAUGUUAAUAACUUAGAUGAAGACACAAGCAAACGAAUUCAUGAAAAGCAGAAUCUCAUCAAUAUAUAUAAAGGCGUACUGGAUGAACUCAUGAAACCUAUUGUUGAUUAUUUCUAUGAUGAAACAAAUCAGCUAAUCAGGGAAAAAGUUGCAGUGAUCUUGAAUGAACAAAUUAAAGAUAAGGAAGUUGAAAUGAAAUUUCAGCAAAGACAAGAAGCAAAUAAACGAGAGGAGCUUAAAAAGAUUCAAAAAGAACGUGAACUAAAGAAGCAAAUGGCAUCUAAAUGGGAAGAUGAAAGAGACAUCAGGGUCAAUAAUUGGAGAAACUAUUCCAACAAGGUAGAAAAGAAGAAGAAAAAGAAGCCAUUGAGUAAAACAAAAAAGAAGCUUUUGGCGUAA